Molecule: messenger RNA, 796 nt
Organism: Chelonus insularis
Lineage: Eukaryota; Metazoa; Arthropoda; Insecta; Hymenoptera; Braconidae
Gene: RpL13
Product: ribosomal protein L13
Exons: 4
Coding region: 68-733 (221 amino acids)
Biological process (GO): translation
Cellular component (GO): ribosome; cytosolic large ribosomal subunit
Molecular function (GO): RNA binding; structural constituent of ribosome
Source: RefSeq, a predicted model, not a curated record
AUUAAUUCCGUUUUGAAAAAAUUUCUGUCCUUUUCCGCUGUGCGCUGUAUAAACAAGCUGCUUCAAGAUGGGUAAGCGAAAUAAUAUGAUCCCAAAUGGACACUUCCACAAGGAUUGGCAAAGAUUUGUUAAAACUUGGUUCAAUCAACCUGCUCGAAAACUCAGAAGAAAGCAAAAACGUGUUAUGAAAGCUCGGGCUCUGGCUCCUAGGCCUGUAAACCGUAUUAGGCCAGUAGUACACUGUCCAACAUUCCGGUAUCAUACAAAAGUUCGUGCAGGUCGUGGUUUUACUUUAGAAGAAUUAAAAGCUGCCGGAUUUAAUAAAAAUUAUGCCAGAACUAUCGGUAUUCCUGUAGAUCCUAGAAGACGUAAUAAAUCAGUGGAGUCUCUUCAAGUAAAUGCACAAAGAUUGAAGGAAUAUCGAGCAAAACUAAUCCUCUUUCCAAUUAAUGAAAAGAAGCUAAGAAAAGGUGAUGCUACCGAAGAAGAACGCAAAGUUGCUACGCAGUUUAAAGGUGACAUUAUGCCGAUUCGCCAGAAAGCUUCACUUAAAUCUAAAGCUCGUGUUAUUACUGAAGAAGAAAAGAAAUUUUCUGCUUAUAUUACUCUUCGUAAAGCAAGAGCUGAUGCAAGAUUAGUUGGAAUUCGGGCUAAACGUGUUAAAGAUGCUGCAGAAAACCCCGAUGAUGUCACUAAAGUACCUGCAGCUAAAGAAAAGAAAACUAAGAAGUAAACAAAAUUCAAUUUUAACAUUUAUUAUAUAAAUAAAUAAAACGGUAUUUCGUUUACACAAAAA